Molecule: messenger RNA, 909 nt
Organism: Penicillium argentinense
Lineage: Eukaryota; Fungi; Ascomycota; Eurotiomycetes; Eurotiales; Aspergillaceae
Product: phytanoyl-CoA dioxygenase family protein
Exons: 1
Coding region: 1-909 (302 amino acids)
Source: RefSeq, a predicted model, not a curated record
AUGACUCCAGCUUGUGUUCCUCGUGUAUCGGCAACCGAUGAUCCAGAGAAAAUCAUCCAAGCCCUACAUCAAGCCGGUGCACUCAUUAUCGAAGGUCUUUUGUCUAGAGACCAGGUGCAGGGGUUGAACCUCGAACUCGACAAACCGUUAGAGGCCAUAACUUCGGGUUCGAAACACAAAGUCGGCGCAAUCCAAGAUUUUCACGGCAGCAAUACAAAGCGCCUCACAAAUGUUACAACCCAUAGCAGAAUAUUCCGUCACCAAGUACUUGAAAACGAAUUGGUUCACGCGGUGGCUGAGAGUGUCUUUCACCAAAACUCCGGGACGUACUGGAUGGGUGCCGCUCAGGUGAUCCAAAUUGGACCUGGAAACAAAGCUCAAGUACUUCACCGAGACCAAGGCCAGUACCCGGUUUUUAAUCUAUUGGGCUCGAAGGCUCCGGAGGCGACCAUCAAUUUUCUCAUCGCCCUGACGGAUUUUACCGUAGAAAAUGGUGCGACCAGAGUUAUUCCCGGCUCCCACCUAUGGGAGGACUAUUCUGACAUGGGAUCGCACGACCAAACAAUCCCUGCUACUAUGAAAGCCGGCGACGCUGUUCUAAUGAGCGGCAAGACCGUUCACGGUGGCGGGGCGAACAAAACUGCAGAAGAGCUCCGUCGUGGCUUAGCCUUCACGCUACAGUGUAGCUAUUUGACACCCGAAGAAGCAAAUCCGUUCAUCAUCGGAUUGGAGACCAUCAAGGAAUUGUCUCCAAGAGCACAACGCAUUUUGGGAUUCCGCUCACAAUUCCCAAAAUCGUCACCCGGUCUUUGGCAAUCCGACUAUUGUGAGCUUGGAGACGUUAUUGGUCUCUCAGGAGACGAUCCUGCCCUUGAUCGCUUAAGGAAAGGAAUCAACGUGACGAUUUAA